Molecule: messenger RNA, 3779 nt
Organism: Heterotrigona itama
Lineage: Eukaryota; Metazoa; Arthropoda; Insecta; Hymenoptera; Apidae
Source: the annotation of a GenBank genome assembly
CACGUUUCUAAGGCGAACACUACAGGGAGCCAUAAAAUUGCAACGGUAACACUGUAUAUUAUAUAAUCAUAGGCAAGCAUUAGCCGCCUAUUCUAAUUGUAUGUAAUUUAUAUAUAUAUUUUUUUUACUAAUACAAUUUUUACUUAUCAAUUCACACGUGCUCAAAACUUAAAAUAUUUUACAAAAAAAUUGGUAUGUGAAACUGAAGAGUGAAACAAUGAUUUUUCCUGAAGGAAAAAAAGAACAAGAGAAUUAUAAUAUUAAGAAAUUAAAAAUUAAUCUAGCUCUUAGCUAAUCUUAAUAAAACAAUAGCAUUAAAGUUUUUCAAACUUUGGUAUAUCGCUUGAAAUUUAUGUUUACGCAUUAUGUUCAUGUAAUAUGAAAGCUGAAAUAAAAUGAUUUAUUCUUUUUUGCAGAUACAGUUCCAUUUUCAUUCGCAUCUUUGUAGACAGAAUGCAUGUUGCGCAUGCGUCUGCAAUGGUUUGAGGCGUUUCGUGUUAGUGCAUACUUUCGCAUUGUGAGUCGGCAAAAAGCAAAAGCUCAAAACGGGUUUCAAGACAUUUCGAUAUUUAAGGGUUUUUCGAGUCGCGAUCCAACAUCGAGCGAUGUCAAGCACUGAAAAAAAACCAUUUCGCCGGCUGGCCACAGAUGUUCAGCCUUACCAUUACAAUAUCGUUUUGUCACCGAAUCUGAAAACUUUUGUCUUCGAUGGCAAGGAGGAUGUGCACAUUGACGUGAAGACGUCUACAGAUACCAUCGUUUUAAAUUCGUUGGAUAUUGAUAUAAAAAGUGUAAUUUUCAAUGACAAUAAUGGAAAAGUUAUCGCAACAAAGCAGAUGAAAGUUUGUUCGCCGGAAGAAACAGCCACUUUGGUAUUCGAGGAAGAAUUACCACUGGGCAGAAGUGGAUACUUGAGCUUAGAAUUUGUAGGAGAAAUUAAUGACAAAAUGAAGGGUUUCUAUAGAAGCAAAUAUAUUGGACAAAAUAAGUACUAUGCUGUAACUUAUUUAUGUCCUACAUCAGCUCGUAGAUUUUUUCCCUGUUGGGAUGAACCAUCUUUAAAAGCUACUUUUACUAUACAACUUGUGCUUCCUACUGAUAUGACCAAUGGGACUGUUGAACACGCAGCUGUAACUCAAUUCGAGCCAACAGAUGCUAGACGUUGCUUCCCAUGCUGGGAUGAACCAGCACACAAAGCCACGUUUGAUAUUACUCUAAAUGUACCGUCAGGUCUUACAGCACUUUCCAAUAUGCCUAUCAAAAGUAAGGUAACGAACGAAUCGAUCGAGACUUUAGUAUUCGAGAGAACACCAAUCAUGUCGACGUAUUUAGUAGCAGUGGUGGUUGGUGAAUUUGAUUACAUUGAAGACAAAUCAAGCGACGGUGUCCUAGUACGCGUGUACACACCGAAAUCGAAGAAGGAACAAGGACAGUUCGCCCUAGAAGUAGCAACAAAAGUACUGCCAUAUUACAAGACUUAUUUUGGAAUCGCUUAUCCACUUCCGAAAAUUGAUCUUAUCGCGAUCGCGGAUUUCUCAUCCGGAGCUAUGGAAAACUGGGGUCUAGUUACGUACCGUGAGACUUGUCUCCUAGUAGAUCCACAAAAUACAUCCGCUGUGCGAAAACAGUGGAUCGCUUUAGUCGUAGCGCACGAACUGGCACAUCAGUGGUUUGGCAACCUUGUAACCAUGGAAUGGUGGACGCACUUAUGGUUGAACGAAGGGUACGCGUCGUUCGUGGAAUUCCUAUGCGUUGCUCACUUGUUUCCUGAAUACGAUAUUUGGACGCAAUUCGUGACAGAUACGUAUAUCAGAGCACUAGAGCUCGACGCUUUAAAGAAUAGUCAUCCAAUUGAAGUACCAGUCGGUCAUCCAUCCGAAAUCGAUGAGAUUUUCGACGAUAUUUCUUACAAUAAGGGGGCGUGCGUUAUUCGAAUGUUACACUCGUACAUCGGAGAUGACGAUUUUCGAAAGGGUAUGAAUCUCUAUUUGAAAAAACACAGCUACGCCAAUGCCGAAACAGGAGAUCUUUGGGACGCUCUGGAAGAAGCUAGCAAUAAGGAUGUGCGUAGCGUGAUGUCCACGUGGACCGAGCAACAAGGAUUCCCUGUUGUCAGAGUUCAACACUGUCAAGAAGGCAGUGAUCGAAUUCUGUCGCUGUCUCAAGAAAGAUUUCUAGCUGACGGUUCCGCGGAUACUGGAAACAGUCUGUGGAUCAUACCAAUUAGCAUAAGUACGUCGAAGAAUCCAGAGGAGUGUGUACUUAAGGCUUUGCUCGACGAGAAGACGAAAGAAUUUCGAGUGAAAGACGUUCCCGAGGAUCACUGGGUAAAGAUCAACCCUGGAACGAUCGGCUUCUACAGGACUCACUACAGUCCAGAGGCAUUAUCUCUCUUGUUACCGGCUGUCAAAGAUCAUGCAUUACCUCCUUUAGAUAGAUUGGGUCUGCUGGACGAUCUGUUCGCUAUGGUACAAGCCGGUCAUGCCUCCACCGUCGAGGUACUUCAACUUAUGCAAGCGUUUCAACACGAAGACAAUUUCACCGUAUGGUCUAGUAUAGUCAAUAGCCUAGGAAAAAUCGGAGUUCUCGUUUCUCACUUGGAUUUCGAGGACUCGUUCAAAGCGUUCGGACGUAACUUGAUGCGUGACGUCACCAACAAACUGAGCUGGGAUCCUAAACCAAACGAAUGCCAUCUGGAUACCCUUCUGCGAUCCCUUGUUCUAGGUCGUAUGGCAGCAUUGAACGACGAGGAUACUAUACAAGAGGCGAAGAAGAGAUUCGAAUUGCACGUUUCCGGUACUACGCUGCUUGCUGCCGAUUUACGCAGUCCUGUUUACCGGGCUGUACUCUCUGUUGGCGAUGCCGAAACUUACGAAACCAUGUUGAGGCUUUAUCGAGAGGCGGACUUGCACGAGGAAAAAGACAGAAUAUUGAGAGCUCUGGGCGCGAUUAAGGACGAAACCUUGUUGGCGAAGGUCUUGGAUUUCGCUAUGAGCGACGAAGUGAGAGCUCAGGACACGGUGUUUGCCAUCAUGUCGGUGGCAAUGACUUACAAAGGCCGCGUGAUGGCUUGGGACUUUUUCAAGGAAAAUUGGAAAACGUUGCUCGACCGUUACGGCGGCGGUUUCUUAAUUUCGAGACUGGUGAAGUUCACCACGGAGAAUUUCGUCACCGAAGAACGGGCCAAAGACGUCGAGGAGUUUUUCAAGAACCAUCCAACACCGGGGACCGAAAGAACGGUGCAACAGAGCGUCGAGUCCAUCAGAUUGAACGCAGCAUGGCUCGCCAGAGACAAAGACUCUAUCAAGGAAUACCUGGUCACUCACGUUUAGUAGUCAUCACGAGUCACUUCUCGUCUCGAGUUCUUGUCCCUAUGUUGUUACAAUUUCUGAUACAAUAGGAAAUCGGAAAGUCAUGUCGUUUUGCAGAACAAGAGUUGCUUCGAGUCAGUUUAGAGAAAAAGAAAAGAUUACAAUGAUUCUCAUGUAAUCAUACAUGAUAUCGUAGAAUUUGCAUUUACAGAUACAUACACACAUACAGAUAACAGACACGUAUACAACAGUUGCUUGAAGGAACUUCGAUCGCGUACAUAGUUGUUGUUCCACCGCAAAUUUCGUUGCAAUACUUUUGAAUGAAUGUACAGGAGCUACGACAAGCUGAUAUUACAGAUAUCGAAUAUCAUCACGUAAGGAUGGCAUUUCUUCUUUUUAAAUUGCUGCAUUGUAUCAUUUGGCAUUUACUUGCUCAGUUUCGUGAUUUUUUUUUUUUUUUUUUUUUUU